Molecule: messenger RNA, 3549 nt
Organism: Hippocampus zosterae (dwarf seahorse)
Lineage: Eukaryota; Metazoa; Chordata; Actinopteri; Syngnathiformes; Syngnathidae
Product: 5-oxoprolinase-like
Biological process (GO): glutathione metabolic process
Cellular component (GO): cytosol
Molecular function (GO): 5-oxoprolinase (ATP-hydrolyzing) activity
Source: RefSeq, a predicted model, not a curated record
AUGGCCUACUACGGAAUCGACCGAGGUGGCACUUUCACCGAUCUGCUGUCCUACAACGACACCUCUGCCUCCGCCAUCAGCCGCAUCCAGAUGCUCAUCUGCCACAAACUCAUCCCCGGCUGCCUGCCUUGCUCCCAGGACAUCCGCGGCAUCCGGGUCGGCACCACUAUCGCCACCAACGCCCUGCUCGAGUUUAAGGGGCAGAGUACCUGCCGCAUCACUAUGGGCUUUAAGGACUUGCUACUGGUCGGGGCCCAGAGCCGUCCCUCAAUUUUUGCCCUUGACAUCGCGCCCUCGCCUCUCUUCUAGACUGUCAUCGAGGUCGAUGAGCGCAUUCUAAGUGACGAAACUGUGGAUCGCUAGCUGCAGGUCUAGUCCCUUCGCAAGCAGCUAGAGGAGGUCCACGCCAAGGGAGUGCAGGCCAUAGCAGUGGUACUAAUGCACAGUUUGUCUGAACGAAGCCACGAACAGCGGGUGGGCGAGGUGGCUCGCUAGGUAGGUUUUCAACAUAUCGUGCUUUCCUCGAGCAUCCUCAAGCGAAUCGUCGAGCGAGGAGAGACCGCUGUAGCCGAGGCCUAUCUGGGCCAGCGGGUGCAUGACUUCGUGGAACACAUCACCGACAAGUUCAACAGGUUCAACUGCAGUGUUGCCUUCAUGAAAUCAGAUGGGGGGCUGGUCCGCCCUCACAAGUUCAAAGCGUGCCUGCUGUGAUGUCAGGACCUGCCCGGAGGGUAUCUUGGCUUUUCGAUGACCUACCAUCACCCUUUUAACAAAGAAAGACAGGCGGUCAUUGGCUUCGACAUGGGCGGCACCUCGACCGACGUCUCGCGAUACAGCGGGGAAAUGUCACAUGUUCCGGUUUCGAAGAUUGUCGGUAGGACGCUGGUCACCCCCAAGCUUGAGAUCGAGACGGUAGCCUCGGGAGGAGGGUCAAGGCUGUUUUUCGAAAAUGGACUGUUCCGGGUGGGGCCAGAGUCGGCAGGGUCAACUCCUGGACCAAUCAGCUAUCGACGGGGCGGACACCUCGCCAUCACGGAUGCCAACCUCAUGCUGGGGCGGCUGGUGCAAUACUUUCCUACGAUUUUCGGACCGAACUCCGAUCAGCCCCUAGACCGGGCGACCGCAAAGCAGGCAUUUGAAGAGCUGGCGUCUAAGUCGCGGAGGGGAUCGGAGAAAAAAUGAGUGUGGGAGCGACUGGCCGAAGGGUACAUCGAAAUCGCCAAUGAGAAGAUGGCCAGGCCCAUCAAAGCAAUCACUCAGCGGAAGGGGCACGACCCACGAGAGCAUAUCCUUACGGCGUUCGGAGGGGCUGCUCCUCAACAUGUCUGCAGGGCAGACAAGCAGGCCAGUAUCUGGCUGAACAAGCAAGGCGAGCUCAAGCGCACCAUAAUCUCUGAGCAUGACCCAGUCGAGCUGUCACUCUUCGGAAACCGAUUCAUGAGCAUCGAGGAGAUGGGCCGGGUGCUGCAGUCCACUGCCAUCAGCACCAACAUCAAGGAGAGGCUGGACUUUUCGUGUGCCGUGUUCGAUGCGCAGGGCAGGCUGGUUGCCAACGCCCCCCACAUUCCGGUGCAUCUGGGGUCGAUGGGCGAUUGCGUCAGGAAACAGCUGGCCCUGCACCAGGACGACUGGAAGGAAGGCGAUUGUGAUGAUGACCAACCACCCUGCGGCAGGCGGCACCAUCUUCCCGACAUCACGGUGGUCUCUGCCAUGUUUUGGGAGGGGAGGAGGGUGGCUUAUCUGGCCUCGCGUGGGCAUCAUGCUGAUAUCGGCGUCACCCCCGGUAGUAUGCCCUCUUUCUCGACGACCCUCGAGGACGAGGGCUUUGCAGUGGAAAGCUUUAGGAUCGUCAGGAAGGGAGUGCUGCAGGAGGAGGCCCUUCUGGAAAUCGUGAAGGGCAGCCGGGCCGUGGAGGACAAUAUCGCAGACCUGAAGGCACAGAUCGCAGCCAACCACCGAGGCGCGAUUCGGCUGCAAGACCUCAUUAAACAGAAGGGCGAGCCUAUCGUGCAGUCCUACAUGGAGAAGCUCGAGGCAAGCGCAGAGACAGGAGUCACUAAGCUGUUCAAAAAGCUUGGCCAGGCCAGAUCCCGCUUUGAGGGGGUUGACUACAUGGACGACGGCACUGCCAUCAGACUGGCCAUCGAGAUCGAUGCUGAGGAGGGUAAGGCAGUCUUCGAUUUUGACGGGAGUGGGCUGCAGUCUCUCGGCAACUGCAACGCCCCCAGUGCGGUGACCAAGAGUGCCGUCCUUUACUGUCUGCGCUGUCUAAUCGGCUCUGACCUGCCUCUCAUAGGCUUCCUUCGGCCAGUCACCAUCAAAUUCCCUGCACCCUCGAUCAUAAACCCGGGCAAGGACGCAGCCGUCGUGGGGGGAAACGUCCUGACCUCUCAGCGACUGGUCGACGUCAUCCUGCACGUGCUAGGGGCCUGCGCAAAUUCUUAUGGCGAUAUGAACAAUGUCAGCUUUGGCACCCCUGAUUGGACCUACUACGAGACCGUGGGCGGGGGGUCGGGAGCAGGCCCCUCCUUCGCGGGGUGUUCGGGGGUGCAGUGCCAUAUGACCAACAGCAAGAUCACGGACCCGGAGUUACUUGAGGAGAGGUAUCCAGUAGUACUAAGGCAGUUUGGAAUCCGCGCUGGCAGUGGGGGCAAGGGAACAGCCGGUGGCGAUGGGCUGGCCAGAGAAAUCGAGUUUCUCGAAGAUGUCGAGGCCAGUGUCCUCAGCGAGCGCAGAUCGAGAUCUCCACAAGGACUGGCUGGAGGCGGAAACGGCGCGAAGGCCUUGACCAUCCUGACAAAGAAGGACGGAUCAUCCUACAGCUUUGGAGGGAAGAACACCGCCCGGCUCCAGAAGCACGACAGGCUGACGAUCCUCUCCCGCCUGCAUCUGGAUGGUUUCGGGGGCGGACAGGAGCGAGCCGGAUGGCACUUUGAGCACGGGGACGAGAAGGUGCCCGAGUUCCCUAAGGGAAAAUAUUUAGACUACCACAGAGCCUGCGUUCAAAAGCUGCAGUCCAAGCCAGGCAAGGCCCGCCUCGCCACACUUUCAGAGGCCGCUGAAUUGCCCGACGGCAAGUUCGAGGGAUCGAUGGCGUUGGUCGAGCUCGAAGUCAGGGAGCUCCUUUCCGACCAGCCGGUGACCCAGCUGGCGACACGGUCUUUCUACUCGCCAAGCAGCUGGGUGCUGCCCUUCGACCAGAUGGCGGUGCGAGUGGGCCUCUCCUGGCGGUGCAAGGAGCAGCUUGAGAUGAUCAGCUCAAACUCUAUCAAGGCUUGCGAACUCGAUUCUCUGAACUACAAAGUGCCGUACCCCUUUGAGGGCAGCUUAGUCCGCCUUCGCUCUCUGGUCUAUCGGCUCCCAACCGCGCUGCUCGAAAAUCCAGUCUGUCUCAAGACUGACGAUGAGCAGGAUCGGUCGACAUCCCUGUGCCAAGACGAAGAAUGGCUAAGCUUCAAAGGGCGGGUGUUAGUCCAGUCCAAAAAAUGCAGCCAGUCGAAGCACCUCCAGGCGACCAUCGAAAAGAUGGGCGCAGAGAGUUUCGGCUAG